GCUCAUCAUUCCAUUCGUGCCCGAUUGCCGCGAACUUCCUUCUCUUUUGCGACGCAAGGUGUCGCUUUAUCCUUCGCGGCUGAAUCCUAUCUAACUCUCUACCCCUGCUAGCUAUAUAAACACGGGCAGGAUGCGUGUGGAAGCCACGAGCUGGCUACCCCACCGAAUUGACACACGCAAGAGCAGCGGCAGAGAGGUGCCUCGCUCGACCAAGGUCUUGCUUGCACGAAGAGCUAGGAACGAAACCGAUCACACGGUGCGGCGGAACAUGUGGGAUCUCGUGCCGACGAUUGAUCUGCACAGCGGCCUCGUCAUGUCGGUGUCAUCUUUCCUGAUCAUGCUCCUCGUCCAGAUCCUGCCUCUGGUCGACAACGUCGCCUCGGCGAGCAGGGGCAUACGCUCGGCGUCCCGGGCGGUCGUGCGGCUCCUCGCACGCGACGACAGCGCCGUGAUCGGCGCGGACGACGACGACGAGGAGGACGACAGCGGCGGCGGCGUCGGCGUGGUUGCACCUGAUCCGCGGCAAGCUCGCCGGCAUUGCGAGCGGUGCGCUCGGAGGAGGGGCGCGUCGCCGCCCGACGACGUCGCGGCGGUGAUGGAGAGGCUCGGGCUGCUGCCCGGCGGCGGGGCCGACGUCGCGGAUGACGGCGGGGAGGCGUGCGGCGGGUGCGAGGCGGCGUGGGCGGUGGACGACCUGCUGGAGAGCAAGGUCGCCAGCGAGGCCGAGCUGCGGGAGGCGUUCUACGUGUUCGACCGCGACGAGGACGGCUUCGUGGGCGCCGCCGAGCUGUGGAACGUGAUGCGGCGGCUCGGCAUGCCCGAGGGCGCGCGGCCGGAGGACUGCCGGAGGAUGAUCGCCGCGCACGACGCCGACGGCGAUGGCAGGAUCAGCUUCCGCGAGUUCAGGGCCAUGAUGGAGAACGCGGUUUGAUGAUCCAUUAUUAGUCAGCUUACUUACUCAUCAGUGCGGCCCUGCGUUGUUUCAUAUUUUUAUCGUAUCUUCGUUAGUACUUCUCGUUGGACAAUCGAUGAGUUAGCAAUUAGCAGGCAUUACUGUGAGUCUGUAAUCUAUAUAUGUUCAGCGCUCACUUGAGCUAAAAUGCAACUGCGUUUGAAUAAAAUAUAUGUAAACUGAAAUCCGGAGACCGGAGGCCCUGCUGCAUUCUAA
This is a messenger RNA of Panicum virgatum (switchgrass), 1168 nucleotides long. Its product is annotated as probable calcium-binding protein CML24. The transcript has a single exon. NCBI's taxonomy places the organism in Eukaryota, Viridiplantae, Streptophyta, Magnoliopsida, Poales, Poaceae. Gene Ontology annotation, molecular function: calcium ion binding. Bases 131 to 931 code for a protein of 266 amino acids. The record is from RefSeq and is a predicted model, not a curated record.